Molecule: messenger RNA, 849 nt
Organism: Candida dubliniensis CD36
Lineage: Eukaryota; Fungi; Ascomycota; Pichiomycetes; Serinales; Debaryomycetaceae
Exons: 1
Coding region: 1-849 (282 amino acids)
Cellular component (GO): intracellular anatomical structure
Molecular function (GO): oxidoreductase activity, acting on NAD(P)H, oxygen as acceptor
Source: RefSeq, a predicted model, not a curated record
AUGACUUUUACCUCCUUUAUCAAACCAGAAUCAGACCCAAACCUCAUUGUUCCAACCAAGCCAUUCAAUUUAUCUCCAAAUAUCGUUGAAAGGUUCUCACUCAAAGACAAAGUCACUGUCAUUACUGGAGGAGCAGGUGCCAUUGGAAGUGCCAUUGCUGAAGGUUAUGCUCAAGCUGGAGGCCAUGUUAUAAUAUUAGAUCAUGCAUCAUCCGACAAUGGUUUAACCUCAAGAUUAUCAUCGACCUAUGGAGUAAAAUCCAAGUUUUUCCAAAUUGACGUCACAAAUUCCCAACAGGUCCAACAAGUAAUUGGUCAAAUUGAUGAAGAGUUUGGCACCAUCGACGUGUUUGUUGCCAAUGCUGGGAUUGCAUGGUACACCGGAUCCAUUUUGAAUGAAGACUCAACUCCAGAAAACUGGAGACGUGUUUUCGAUGUCAACGUAAACGGUGUCUUCUACUGUGCUAAAUACGCUGGAGAAAUUUUUAAAAGAAACGGUAGCGGGUCAUUCAUUAUCACCGCAUCAAUGUCUGCCCAUAUCAACAAUGUACCAAACUAUCAAACAUGCUAUAAUUCCGCCAAGGCUGCAGUAAUGCACAUGGCCAAAGGUUUGGCCGUUGAGUUUGCUGGUUUUGCUAGAGUUAAUUCUGUUUCUCCUGGCUAUACAAACACUCUAUUAUCGGAACCAAUACCAAAACCACAAAGGGCAAAAUGGUGGGGUUUAACUCCAAUGGGAAGAGAAGCUGAAACCGAUGAACUAGUUGGAGCAUACCUCUAUUUGGCCAGUGAUGCAUCUUCAUUCACAAAUGGAUCGGAUAUCAGAGUAGAUGGUGGAUACUGUUGUGUAUAA